Cicer arietinum (chickpea) is the source of this 1698-nucleotide messenger RNA. RefSeq lists its product as uncharacterized. NCBI's taxonomy places the organism in Eukaryota, Viridiplantae, Streptophyta, Magnoliopsida, Fabales, Fabaceae. The record is from RefSeq and is a predicted model, not a curated record.
UCUCAACCCACAGUAUUAUAUUCAUAUUUUGAUAGAAUAGCGGUUUCUCCUCUUUGGAUCUCCCUUUCAAAUUACAAUCCAAUCCUAUCCAAUUCAUUUCAAUUCAUUUCAAUUCAAUCCUUCACGUCACAAUCCUUCUCUCUCUUUUCUUCCGCUGUCCCCUUCCCCCUCUCUUUUCUCUAUCAUGUUUUUUUUCUCUUCCCAUUUUUUUCAUUUUUGUCUUUCAGGUCCAACUUCCGCAUAUCAAUUCUAAUACCCCAAAAUCUAGUUUUUCCUUAUCAUUGAUAACCCUUUUGACUUCUCUGGAUUGGGUUUAAUAAAUAUUUCGUUAAUUUUUAUUGGGUCAUUCCCAAGUUUUAAACUUUAUUUUUUGUUGGAAAAUAAUGGUGACGGUGAAUCUGGGAGUGCUUCACUAUGUAUUAGAUCAUGUUUAUGGAGCAUUUAUGCAUAGGACUAAGAUCAGCACUCCAUUUUUCUCAAGAGGAUGGGGUGGUACCAAACUAGAUAUGCUUGAGAAGAUGAUUAACCAAUUAUUCCCUGAUUUGGCUGGUCAAAAUUGGCCUCCUAUUCAGAUUCAACCCGUUUGGAAAACCGUUUGGGAGACUAAAACGGCUUGUUUGAGAGAAGGGGUAUUUAGAACCCCUUGUGAGGAUCAACUUCUUAGUGCAUUGCCACCUGAGAGUCACAUUGCAAGGGUUGCUUUUCUCAUGCCAAAGUCCGUUCCUCCUCACAGAAUGUCCUGUGUUGUUCAUCUUGCAGGAACUGGGGACCAUUCUUUUGAAAGAAGAUUGCGUCUUGGUGGUCCACUGGUGAAGGAAAACAUCGCAACCAUGGUGCUUGAGAGUCCAUUCUAUGGACAAAGACGUCCUGUGCUGCAGCGGGGUGCAAAACUUUUGUGUGUUAGUGAUUUGCUUUUAUUAGGGAGAGCAACCAUCGAAGAGGCACGAAGUCUCUUACACUGGUUAGACUCUGAGGCAGGUUUCGGCAAGAUGGGUGUUUGUGGUCUUAGUAUGGGAGGAGUACAUGCUGCAAUGGUUGGAUCGCUUCACCCUACACCUGUUGCUACAUUCCCUUUUCUCUCACCACAUUCAGCCGUUGUGGCAUUCUGUGAGGGGAUUUUAAAGCACGGCACUGCCUGGGAAGCACUGAGAGAGGACCUUGCAGCUGAGAAGGUUGCAAUGACUCUCGAAGAGGUGAGAGAACGGAUGAGAAACGUGCUGUCACUCACAGAUGUCACGCGCUUUCCAAUUCCCAAAAACCCCAAUGCUGUAAUCCUUGUUGCUGCAACUGAUGAUGGAUACAUUCCAAAACACUCAGUCCUAGAACUACAGAAAGCUUGGCCAGGUUCUGAGGUAAGAUGGGUGACAGGCGGGCACGUCUCAUCUUUCCUUCUCCAUAAUGGCGAGUUUCGAAGGGCCAUUGUUGAUGGCCUUGAUAGAUUACCAUGGAAAGAAUCUCCAUUGUGAUUUAAUUGCAGUUGAUAUUUUAUACUGUUGAUUGAUCCAGUGGUUCAUUCAAGCUUGUAACAUGCAUAGUUGAUCAUAGAACUCGUUCCCCAAAUGAAGAGGGAAGGGGUUGUACAUUAUUUAUCAACAACAUGUUGUACAUUAGAGUUGUUUUUGUAAAACCUGAUAAAGUUGGAUGGCAAUUCAUCUGAUCUCACUUUGAGCUUUAUGAUAUCCAUUAGUACUUGAACUA